CGUUCCUUACGCAAUCUCUGUCAAGCCGGUGGAUAACUGCGUGAAUUGAACUUCAGUGCUUUGAUAAUUUCUUGUCAGUUUUCUUCGUUAAAUAUUUUGUACAGGCUAGGGCAGUCAAUAACGAUGUUCGCAGCUAGACGUACUCUCGUUUCCUCCGCUCUACGCAGCAAAGAUGCCAUUGUCAGGCAGAAACAUUCGCUCCCAGAAUUGCCAUAUGACUAUAGAGCAUUGGAGCCUAUUAUCUGUGCUGAAAUUAUGGAGUUGCAUCAUUCAAAGCAUCAUGCUACUUACGUGAAUAAUUUGAACAUUGCUGAAGAAAAAUUGAAAGAAGCUGUAGGCAAGGGAGAUGUGAAUACUCAGAUUGCUGUGGCACCAGCCUUGAAAUUCAAUGGUGGUGGACAUCUCAAUCAUUCUAUUUUCUGGCAAAACUUGUCUCCAAAUGGUGGCAAACCUGAUGCUGCUCUCAUGAAACAGAUCGAGAAAGAUUUUGGUAGUUUUGAGGAGUUCAAGAAGCGAUUGUCCGAGAGCACUGUAGCUGUUCAAGGUUCUGGCUGGGGCUGGCUGGGUUAUAAUACAAAGGAUAAGAGAUUAGAAAUUGCAACCUGUGCCAAUCAAGAUCCUUUGCAAGCUACUACUGGUUUGGUGCCCUUGUUUGGCAUUGAUGUCUGGGAACAUGCAUAUUACUUGCAGUAUAAAAAUGUUCGUCCUGAUUAUGUUAAGGCAAUAUUCGACAUUGCCAAUUGGAAUGACAUCAGUACACGCUUCAAGAAGGCAGCUGGUUGUUAAAAUAUCACUAAUAUGCAUUAUGUGUACCCUUUGUCUUGUAAAAUGUCAUUAUUGAUACUGUAGUCACCUAUAGGUGCCUAAUUCUUUGUAAACCUUUAUGUUUUCGCUGGAAAACAGUUUUAGAAUAAGCAAUCUAUUCGAUGUAUAUUGCUCUUAUGUAUUGCAUAUGUCAUAUGCAUUAAAUACACUCAAAGCGAUAGAAAA
This is a messenger RNA of Cephus cinctus (wheat stem sawfly), 990 nucleotides long. RefSeq names its product superoxide dismutase [Mn], mitochondrial (gene Sod2). Gene Ontology annotation, molecular function: superoxide dismutase activity; metal ion binding. Gene Ontology annotation, biological process: superoxide metabolic process. The coding region runs from base 124 to 786 and encodes 220 amino acids. The transcript has 3 exons. Gene Ontology annotation, cellular component: mitochondrion. The record is from RefSeq and is a predicted model, not a curated record. NCBI's taxonomy places the organism in Eukaryota, Metazoa, Arthropoda, Insecta, Hymenoptera, Cephidae.